CAAUCUAACUUGCAAUACCCCAAAACCGUCUUCGGAAUUGAAUGACACUUGGAUAAGUUCACUCACUCCGCGUGUCAAAUCGUUAAUUCUUGACUUCCCGCCAUUCGACGCUGCAGAUACACGACUAGUUAGCAGAAUAUUGCCAGAUACGGUAACCAAAACUAUCAAAUCUCGAAGCCCAUAUGAUACUGUGGAUGAUACAGAUUUCCAGCGGGCGUGUCUGAAAAUAAAGGUGUUGGCUCAAGAGGCAUAUCGUUGGUUUCAUAACGAAAUACAAGAAUUGAAAGACUUCGAAAACAUGUAUUGUGAAGAAUUGAUAUGGUGUGGAGAACAUAAAAUCACUUUUACGAAAAGUAUCGAGCUCUAUUUUGCAGGAGAUAAUUAUACUGCUCUCCUUCUGAUAACCUCAUCAUUGGAGCAGCUGCUAGGCGAUGUCUUGCAUUUAGUCAAUAUUACAUCACAAGUACCUCCACUCUUCCGCGACUUGUUACUGGAGAGACCUUUGGCAGACAUUCUUGGAGAAGACUUUGUAUUUCUACUUCGUUGCCUAUUCGGUCCACCAAAUUCCAUGAAUCUUCGGAACAUCAUUUGGCACGGUUUUAUUUGCGAAGAGGAAUUCUCGCCAACACCUGCUAUAUGGUAUUAUUGUUUAAUUGUUGUCUUAGCAAUGAGUGUUUGUGCGAAAGUAAAAUUUUCGGAAGCCUCUUGCGAGGUCCUUAUUAGAAGACACACAAAAAAAGCUUUCACAGGACUGUACCAUCUCCCUCAAAAUUUUAAUUGGGACUAUCUGACCAAAAGUGAUUUUGAACAAAUGUACGAGCUAAUUCUAAAUGAAUGCGUACCGCACUCAAUUCCCCCUCACAUACACCUUCUUUCUAUAUUAAAUCAAACCUUCUUUGUUAUUCCGACUACGAUUCCAACAUGGAGACGUGCUUUUGAAUAUAUGUACACGGGUCAGCCUAUUCUUUUCUUGAUACUUGCUCUUCCUCUUCUCGAGCACUCAUUGCGUAGAUUGUACAUAUGUCUGAACCAGGAUGUGUCUGAUCACAGACUUUGUACAGGAAACGUUGGAGAGUACUUCUUAACAAUGGACGUUAUGCUAAGAAAAAGCGUUAGCAUGCAAUGCGAUAUUGCGAAGGUUCUGGCCCAGAAGGAACUUGUUGAAGAACGUAAAAACGGUAUUUUCGAUCAACUAAAAGGCGAUGUGAUGGACCUACUGGAAGACCUUUUCGUCCACGUUUCCGGGCCACGCCUUCGGGAUCGGAUCGCACAUGGGGAUUACGAUUUUACACUACUGUGUACGACGUCUUCGGCGCAUAACGACCCAGUUUUCGCGCAUGUUGUGCACCUCAUCCGACAUCUUUUCGAAAG
This is a messenger RNA of Paraglomus occultum, 1371 nucleotides long. The record is from the annotation of a GenBank genome assembly. NCBI's taxonomy places the organism in Eukaryota, Fungi, Glomeromycota, Glomeromycetes, Paraglomerales, Paraglomeraceae.